This is a messenger RNA of Eruca vesicaria subsp. sativa (arugula), 1604 nucleotides long. Lineage: Eukaryota; Viridiplantae; Streptophyta; Magnoliopsida; Brassicales; Brassicaceae. The record is from the annotation of a GenBank genome assembly.
AUGUGUCCUACUUUGAUUGUGGCCAUGUGUCUGUUUGAGUGGGUAGAGGAGAGGACGGGAAUUGAUCGAUUUCUUCUCUCCACAUUUCUCUCGGUGGUGAGAGAAUGGCGAAUGUUGGGUAGCAUCCUCGCCGUCUUGAAGUCAUCUUCUCCAAGUCCUACUAGGAUGGAGAUCAAAUACAGUACCAGCUUCUGGAAUUUGUUGGUCGUUGUUUUCAAGCUGGGUGGAGCAGCCUUUGGUGUUUCUUUCAUCAAAUGGAUAGCUUGCUCUGCUGCCAUGAAAGUGGUAAAUACAAAGAUAUUCAUUGUGGGGCUUUGUUAGCCAUUCCUGCGCUUGGAGUUGAUUCUAUUGAAGCUAAGAGAUACAUCAGUGGCGUAGCUUAAUGGCGAAUUUUACGGGCCAAUACCUUUUCCUUUUCAAUUGUAUGUGUCGGUGGAGCAAACAGUCAGUGAGAUCAUGCCCACGAAUUCUUCAAAAACUAGGAGAAAGGCACAGUUUCAAGCUGUUGAACUGGAAAGAACAACCAAACAACUAAAGGAGACACUGGAAAUUUCUAGCGAAAGAAGUUAUUAAAUAAAUCACCGCUCAGUCAUGAUUACGUUGCCCCUUCUUCGACCACAUUUAACUCUCCCAACAGUAGAGAAACAGAGCCUUCUGUCUAAAAAAACUGUCCCAGCGUUUUCUGAGGGACCAGAACACCUGUUUUUGGUGGUGAAAUUUACCUACACCAAGCAAAUCAAGCUGCUGAAUCGAUAAAUAUAAUCAGCACUCUCACAACCUUAGCAGGAGGGGCAAGGGAUCUCAGAUUCUCAAACACGUUCAUUUCAGCCGAAAGCGGUUUAGCGAGAAACAAGCAGCAGAGUUGUGGGCAGAGAACAAAGGACGAGUUUAUGAACAAUACAAAAUUCGGAUAAUCAUUGACAAAUCAAGGCUGUGUAGGAAGUGAAGACUUGUCUCAUUAAAAUUAGUUUCCAGUUGAACGCAUGGUCGCAUUCAACAUCUUCUAGGCGGCAUGGCAUAACCGAAUUUUUUUCAGAUUUUCUUGGUUUGGUUACACCAUUGCGUACUGUAUUUUAUGCAGUUUAUAAUAAAAGUUUUUUACGACGCAGGACAAAGAAACAUGUUUCCAAAUAAGAUCAAAGCUUUAAACCGGUCUACCAAAUCUAUUGCCUUAAGUUUUCUGAUUCUUCUUCUGGAGUCCCAGUAAAAUUACUAAUUUGUUGUUUCGUCCUCAAGACUUUUUUACUUUUAUAUUCAAGUUUGGUUUACAAUUUUGUUUGAAUGAAAUAAGACAAUCAUAAUAACCGGGAAGCCUUAAAGCUUUAUCUUUUAGUUCAUUUCACUGAUACACACAGUAUAAUGCAGGUAUCUUAUUACUUUAUCUCUUCUUCACAGACACUGGACGAAAUGGAGAGUGUAAGCAGCUGCCGGGUCAUGGUUGUCCGCCGAUACGGUUCUGCUGUUUUUAUUAAUGUACGUUGAGUCUCACCUCGGCAUGGGUCAUGGACAUGCUUCUGUUAAAAAUUAUAGUCUUUAGUAUUUUUAAGUAUUACGUUGUGUUAGAUUAUGUUGUUCAGUAGAAGCCUCUGUUGACUGAGAAAAUA